ACUGCAAGGUCAGCAAUAGUUGUUGAUUGAUGAAGAUCUCGGAGGCCGACGUGACGUGCAGUCGACGGCCUAUGCCACGUAGCUGCCGUCCACGCGCGGCGCCACGUCGGAUGCCAUGGAGGUUCUACCAGUAGUCAGGGCUCAUGACUGGCCGUCCACAAUUUCUUUCGUGUUGAUUGGGAAAAUCCGCGGACGUACCGCGCGAGGCAUGCGCAGCAACCAGCGCCGCAGCGGCCGUAGUAGUAGCUCUGGUGGGAGGGAGUGGCGGGCUGUCGAGGGGAAGGAACCAAGCGGGUGCGUGGCCCCUUGUUCCCCUGCUCUGGCCCGUCCGCCCGCGCUUUCUGCUGGGCGUACCUGUGCCGGUGGCAUAGUAUACAGCAGAAUUUUAGAUAGUGGAAAACUUUAUACGAAUUGUUCCCGCGCAGUGACUGUUCGAGAUGCCUCGCACGGCGCCUGGGCGGCGUCCGCCGUGUCGAGUCGCCGCCCGCUGGGCAUGGGAUCUUCUGCCGACACGGACACCUGGCGGUGUAUGACAGCGGCGCAUCCUGGUCGCUGCUCACCACCGCCGCGGCAGCUUCCGCCACCGCCGCUGCAGAACGCGCACACCAAUCUCGUCACCGGGAGAAGGAGACGGUAUCAGAUCGGAUCGUCAAGUCAUUCGCACCCGCUGCUGGCCUCCACGUGGCGUGGCCAGCCGUUAAUCUGGAAGAAAGUAGCCUCUUAUUGGGCAUACAGGCAGGCGACGAGGAUGCCACGAGAAUUUCCACCCGCCGUCGUUUCGGCUCAUGCCGGCUUCUUUGAAAUUUUCCAUAACCAGGUACUUCUUGCGGCUGCUUUAGCCAGCAUUACCGCCCAGCUGCUGAAGCCCGUCACGUCUGCGCUUACCGGUAGGGGCUUUGAUUGGCGGCUGAUCAUGAAGUCAGGAGGGAUGCCCUCUUCCCACUCAGCGGCUGUGACUGCUAUGGCGACAGCAGUAGGAAUUGACAGGGGCUGGUCUGAUCCGUUGUUCGGCAUCUGUGUCGUUUUUGCCUGCGUUGUUAUGUAUGACGCUCAGGGAGUGAGAAGGGCAGUUGGGAAGCAUGCUGAAGUGCUGAACACCAUAGCGGUGCCGGAGCUGUUUCCUGCGGGUUCCCUCCUCCCAGGCAAUGUAUCUCCUUUGAGUUCAGAAUCGCCUCCUUCCUCUGGUCCCAGCACACCAGUCGCUCCUGGAUGUGGAAUGCUGUCCCCAUCAGCAGCAUUGUUCGGCAAAGACGAUGAGGAGCAGAGUCUGGCUGCCCACGGCUUGUUAGCUGGAAGGGUGAACAGAAGAGGUGCAGGCAGUGCCUCUCUCAGUGACAGUCCCCUUGCAAGGUCAGCACCUAGUCGACCAGAGACGGUUGCUGAGAUAGGUCCUAUUACUCCAAAGCGAGGGCGCAUUUUGGAGAUGCUCCCGCUCCGUCCAAUGAAGAACCUUGAUCGUACGGAGAGGUUUUGGAGCUCAGCAGCGGUCGAGCCCAGCGUGCAGGAAGGGGAUGUGCUGCUGCAGGAAAUUCAGAGCAUCGAAGGGUGGAGGCAUAUACCUUUGAAGGAGUCUGUGGGUCACACAAAGCUGGAGGUUUUUGUGGGCGGUAUCAGUGGCAUUGUCCUCACAUUGGGCAUGGGUACAGUGGGCUUCUUCCCUCGAUGAAAUUGACAACGCUUCGUUGUGCUUCACUGUGUAUGGAAGGAAGGAGCAUCCUGACAUCUCUGUUAUUUUCUGACUUGCCCUAUGCAAGCAUGUCUGCCAGCCUGUCAUGUUUCUUGUUUUGAUUAGCGUGAAUGACAGAUUGCUUGUCCACCCAGGCAUUUCAACCUUGUCAAUGACGCCGAUGCAUCGGCAAUGCCAUGAGCACAAGGGUUGCUGCUGACAUGUGCAAGAGAAGAGAGAUGUGGGAGUGUGUCCACUCGCCAUGGCCCAAUCAUGCUAAUUGGAUUGCCAUGAUAAUGCAGUUGCAAUAUCCGACGGCUCAGGAACUUAACCGUCGAAUGUGGCAUGGGAAGCAUAUAUCAGAUUCAUGCUCCUUGGUACAUAUUUCUGACUGCGGAAUGGAGUUUGUUGUCAAGUUACGGUUGAAGGGUUGGGGUUCUGUACAUAUCGGAGGUCUGUUCCGGUUGAAGAGUCAAAAGUGUUAAGGGCUCAUGGAAGGCAGGAACUUUGUUUGCCAGUUCGUAUUUGAUGCUCAGUGGUUGUGUCUGUGGAUGUGCGAAUCUGUUUGGUUUCGUGGAGCAAAUGUGCGCGGGAUGAUUCAUUGCAUCUUAAACUUUUUAAGAGUUCAUAAUGUAUCUCGUUGACACAACAAUAUUUCGAUUCUUUUAGGCCAGGUUUGUAUAUCAGAAGUCUUUGGAGAUGAUGAAGCUUAGUCUUUUUUUUCUCUCUUGAAGAUAUGGGAGGGAGUUACCAAGGGUGCGGGGGUCGGUGGUACAUAGCGAAGCGCAAUGCCAAAUGCAGGAGGACAGAAGGAUGGGUGGAACAAAUGGAUCGAGCAAGAAGGCAUGCUGCUGCAUGGAUAGUUGGGCGUGUUUAUGGAUUGGCUGGGUGCUGCUGUGGGUGAACACACGUAAUCCUUACUUGUCCUUUACUGCAGUUGAGGUGAAGCAAAAGAAUGGCAAUCUGAAUCUGGCUGUGCUCUGCAAAUGGCUUCAGCUGUCCAACGGGCUAUGCCUAUGGGGCUGAUCAGGAAGAUGCAGGAGUUUUGCAAGCCAGAGGUUGCAACUGCAGACACGUAAUGAGAAUCAGGAUGUGACGCAUGCCCCGUUGGGCAAUGUGUAUGGAGCCAAGGAUCCGCAAUGUGAUGAGAAGGACUGAAUGGACAAUGCAAUGUCAAUGAAACAUCAACAAGCAAUGUACAUCCCGAUACAAACAAAAUGGCACAAAGUAG
Molecule: messenger RNA, 2897 nt
Organism: Chara braunii
Lineage: Eukaryota; Viridiplantae; Streptophyta; Charophyceae; Charales; Characeae
Source: the annotation of a GenBank genome assembly